AGUAUUGUUGACAUUUUGCGGUGGUACGCAUUGAACGAAUUUUUGCGGUGGUUUUUUGAGAAGUUUUCUAUUAAAAUUAAUAUAAAUACAUAAACUUAUUUAUAUUUUUCAUAAUAGUCAUCAUGUCUAUUGAAAUCGAAUCAGCUGAUGUUAUUCGACUUAUACAGCAAUAUUUAAAAGAAUCUAAUUUAUUUAAAACGUUGCAAACACUACAAGAAGAGACUGGUGUUUCAUUGAAUACCGUGGACAGUGUAGAUGGCUUUGUGCAGGAUAUUGUAAAUGGUCACUGGGACACUGUGCUAAAAGUAACGCAGUCUUUGAAAUUACCUGACAAGAAGCUCCUUAAUCUAUAUGAACAAAUUGUACUUGAAUUAAUUGAAUUACGUGAAUUGGGUGCAGCUCGAUCAUUGCUUAGGCAGACUGAUCCUAUGAUUAUGCUAAAACAGCACGAACCUGAGCGCUAUAUACAUUUAGAAAAUAUGCUUCAGCGUGCAUAUUUCGAUCCGAGAGAAGCAUAUCCAGAAGGCAGUAGUAAAGAGAAACGACGAGCAGUCAUAGCUCAAGAGUUAAGUGGUGAAGUACAUGUGGUGCCGUCGUCGCGUUUGUUAGCAUUGCUAGGUCAAGCCUUGAAAUGGCAACAACAUCAAGGUCUUUUACCGCCGGGUACUACAAUCGAUUUAUUCCGUGGUAAAGCAGCAAUGAAAGAUCAGGAAGAAGAAAUGUUCCCAACCCAAAUGUUCCGACAAAUUAAAUUUGGCCAGAAAUCUCAUGUGGAAUGCGCACAGUUCUCGCCGGAUGGUCAAUAUUUAAUAACAGGCAGUGUCGAUGGUUUCCUUGAGGUUUGGAAUUUCACCACAGGUAAAAUACGCAAAGAUCUAAAAUAUCAGGCUCAGGACCAGUUUAUGAUGAUGGAGCAAGCGGUGUUGGCAUUAUCAUUUUCACGAGACUCCGAAAUGAUAGCUUCUGGUGCACAGGAUGGACAAAUAAAAGUCUGGCGCAUUAUUACAGGACAAUGUUUAAGGAAAUUUGAAAAAGCACACACAAAAGGCAUUACCUGUUUGCAGUUCUCGCGUGAUAACAGUCAAGUGCUUAGCGCUUCCUUUGAUUACAGUUUACGAUUACAUGGCCUAAAAUCUGGGAAAAUGCUAAAAGAGUUCAAAGGUCAUACUUCGUUUGUAAAUGAGGCAACAUUUACGCCAGAUGGACAUAACAUACUCAGCGCCUCAUCGGAUGGUACAGUGAAAAUUUGGUCAUUAAAAACUACCGAAUGUAUUUCUACCUAUAAGCCAUUAGGCAACGAGCUGGCUGUGAAUACAGUAUUAAUAUUACCGAAGAAUCCGGAACAUUUUAUUGUUUGCAAUCGCUCGAAUACUGUGGUCAUUAUGAAUAUGCAGGGUCAGAUUGUGCGUUCAUUCUCAUCAGGUAAACGUGAAGGCGGUGCUUUCAUUUCGGCGACUAUCUCACCCCGUGGUGAAUUCAUUUAUUGUGCCGGUGAGGAUCAAGUACUGUACUGUUUUUCGGUAACGUCUGGCAAAUUAGAACGUACGCUUAAUGUACACGAAAAAGAUGUCAUUGGCCUAGCGCAUCAUCCGCACCAAAACUUGCUGGCCACUUAUGGUGAAGAUGGUCUGCUUAAAUUGUGGAAGCCAUAAAUAUAGUAAUAGAUUGUAAAUUAUAAAAUAGUCAUAUAAUUGCUAUGAGAUGUAGUAUUUAAAACAAUAAAAUAAAAACCAAAUGAAAUUA
Messenger RNA from Anastrepha obliqua, 1743 nucleotides. It is a transcript of the gene Smu1, whose product is annotated as WD40 repeat-containing protein SMU1. NCBI's taxonomy places the organism in Eukaryota, Metazoa, Arthropoda, Insecta, Diptera, Tephritidae. Gene Ontology annotation, molecular function: protein binding. The record is from RefSeq and is a predicted model, not a curated record. Gene Ontology annotation, cellular component: precatalytic spliceosome. Gene Ontology annotation, biological process: mRNA splicing, via spliceosome. The transcript is spliced from 5 exons. The coding region runs from base 123 to 1652 and encodes 509 amino acids.